Molecule: messenger RNA, 1665 nt
Organism: Hirsutella rhossiliensis
Lineage: Eukaryota; Fungi; Ascomycota; Sordariomycetes; Hypocreales; Ophiocordycipitaceae
Product: reverse transcriptase (RNA-dependent DNA polymerase) domain-containing protein
Exons: 8
Coding region: 1-1665 (554 amino acids)
Source: RefSeq, a predicted model, not a curated record
AUGUACGUCAUCGACGAUCUGAACUGGGAUAUGAUCCUGGGUAAACGAUGGAUGGAAGACCAGGAUGUUCACAUCCAUGCGAAGGAAGGAUAUCUCGAGAUCGGGUCCAAUGGAGUCCAAUACCACAAGUGGUCUCGAGCUUUCUCUCAGCAACUGGCCGACCAGCUGCCCCCUCAUCGGCCAGGUGUGGACCUGAAGAUCGAAGUGCUGAAAGACGAGCAUGGCCGAGAGGAGCCCCUACCCUGGGGACCGCUUUACAGCAUGUCCCGCGAGGAGCUAUUGGUGCUACGAAAGACCCUCACAGAACUACUCGACAAGGGAUUUAUUAGAGUCAGCAGCUCGCCAGCCGCAGCACCAGUCCUUAUGAGGGACCGCUAUCCCUUGCCUUUACUGAGCGAGACCUUGCGAACGAUAGCCAAGGGUCGCCCUGGCGACGAAGAAAAGACAGCCUUCAGAACGCGCUAUGGAUCCUUCGAAUGGCUGGUAGUUCCAUUCGGCCUGACAGGCGCACCAGCAGCCUUUCAGCGGUAUAUUAACAGCGUGCUCCAGGAUUACCUCGAUGAUUUUGUGUCAGCGUAUAUCGACGAUGUCCUGAUCUUCUCCUCUGGAAGCCUGCAAGACCACCGCGACAAAGUCGGCAAGGUCCUCCAACGACUGAUGGACGCUGGGCUGCAACUGGACAUCAACAAGAGCGAAUUCGAAGUCAAGGCUGUGAAAUACCUUGGGUUCAUCAUCGAGGCGGAGUGUGGGAUCCGAGUCGACCCAGAGAAGGUUGAGGCUGUGAAGGGAUGGGCAACCCCGACGAAUAUUAAAUCCGACGUGCCAUUCCGUUGGGAUGGAUUGUGCGAAGAAGCCUUCGAGAAGCUCAAGGACCUGUUGAUCACGGCCCCGAUCCUGCACACUUCCAUCCAGAAAGGAGACUAUCGUGGAAGCGGACGCUUCAGGAUUCGCAAACAUUCGGCAGCCGAAGCGAACUACGCUAUCCAUGACAAGGAGCUACUCGCCAUUCUCAGAUGUUUGGAGCAGUGGGAACCAGAGCUACGGGCAGUAGAGCACUUCAAGAUCCUAACGGACCACAAGAACCUGAGAUACUUCUACUCGGAAAGGAGGUUGACAGAGAGACAAGUGCGGUGGUCGGAGUUCCUGUCCAAGUUCCAAUUCAAGCUCGAAUGGAGGCCGGGCCGCAAGGGCGGAUUGCCUGACGCGCUCUCUCGACGGGACCAGGAUAUGCCGGCAAACUACUCCGAUGAACGACUAAAGGGACGCAUUAUGAGGCUAUUCCAAGACGACCACCUUAGAAGGGUCCCAAUAUCGACAUUGUCUACCAACACCGAUGGUGCCCAGGAAAUCAACUUCGGAAAAGAGAUCAGGAUAUUUGAAGAUGAGGAGUUACAGCAGCUGUGGCACGCCGCACGCCAAGAAGACAAGCUCUAUCAAGAACUCACGAAGCUGGUAGCAGAUGGAGCGAAGAACAAUAGGGGCCUGCUGUGCUUUAGAGAACGCGUCUGGAUACCCGGUUCGGAGCCGCUACGUACGAAGAUCAUCCAGGAAACUCACGACUCUCAUAUCACCGGACAUCCUGGAAGGGACCUCACGUACUCGACUCUGUCGAGACGCUUCUUCUGGCCGGGUGCCGCUAGCGAUGUACGUCGAAAGGACUCCUAA